AUGCCAGACCUUCAAGCGAUAUACGAUGAAUACAACGAGAUUCAUAAUGCCAUCAUUGAAGCCGUACCCGAAGAUGCCGAGGCACAGGAGGAAAAAUUUAUUGAGUUUGAAGAAGCCUACAACGAGGCCUCAAUAAAGAUUGAGAUCCUGAUGGAUGUGCUGCAAAAGGACAAUCAGCGAACCCCAGCCAACCCCGUUGUCGCCCCGAUGCCUCUGGCAGGUCAAGUGAUAGUUAACACACAAUCCUACCGUGCACCGUUACCCACAUUUGAUGGUCGCUAUGAAGCAUGGCCACGCUUCAAGGCCAUGUUCCAGGACCUUAUGGAGCGAACUAAUGAUUCAGAUGCUGUUAAGCUAUACCAUCUGGAAAAUUCGCUCAAAGGUGAAGCUGCAGGGGUUAUAGACAUUGAGACGCUACAAAACAACCACUACGAGCGAGCGUGGGAAAUAUUGGAGCAACGAUUUGGGAACAAGCGUCUCAUAUUGGAAAGCCACAUUCUGGGCCUCCUGAACAUGACGAAGGUUCAAAGGAAAAGUUCCAAAGAACUGCGGAAUCUGGUGGACGAGUGUACUCGACACAUCGAUAACCUAGUCAAGCUAGACCAACCUCUGACUGGUAUGUCGCUAAUGUUCGUGGUGACAUUGCUGGCACGUGCACUGGAUGAUCAAACCCGUGAGCUGUGGGAAGCCUCAUUUGAUCAAACGGAGCUACCGCAAUAUGAUGACAUGAUCAAGUUCCUGAGACAGCGAGUUGUGAUAUUGGAGCGCUGCGAGACCGCCACAACAGCUGGAACGUCCAAGACUUCAAAGUUUGCACCGUUCAAAGGAGGAGUCUCGAAAUCAUCGCAUGCAGCAAUAGCAACAUCGGAAAAUGCAUGCGAUUUCUGUAACGGCCAGCAUAAAAAUGACAAAUGCCCAAUAUUCGUAGGAAUUAAUGUUCAGAAGCGGUGGAGAAAGCUCAGAGAGAUGAAGCUGUGCUACAACUGUCUUCAGAAUGGGCAUCAAAUGAUUAAUUGUCCCAGCAAAGGUGUUUGUGGAAAGUGUUUUGGAAGGCAUCACACUCUUCUUCAUUUUCUUCGAGAUGAACCAUCAAAAUCAGUCGAGGGGCGACAGAGGCUUGGCGUAACAGAGCGACCAGUCAACGCAUCGUGUUCCAGCGUUAAUCGCCAGCCUAGGAAGCAGAUCUUCCUGAUGACUGCAUUGGUUAAUCUUCAAUCGAAAGGAGGUCAAGUUCAUAAGGUGCGAGCCUUAUUGGACUCUGGCUCGCAGGUCAAUCUGCUGACGGAAUCCUUGGUGCGGAAGCUGAACCUACCCAAGUACCCGACGAAUAUGCCUGUGGUCGGCGUAGGGGGAACUCGAUCCCAGAUACGUCAUCGAGUUGCAGUCCGAAUGUCUUCGAACUACAACGAUUUUGACGCCAUUGUGGACUGUCUUGUCACACCACGAGUGACGGGAACUAUACCUUCCACCAAGGUCAAUGUUGAUACUUGGCAUUUAACAGCCGGUAUGGUGCUGGCUGACCCGAGAUUUAACGAACCCAACGAUGUUGAGAUGCUGAUUGGUGCUGAAUAUUUCCAUGCCAUUAUGUUGCGAAGAAAGAUGCACCUCGCCGAAAAACUGCCAAUCUUGCUAGAGACUCAAUUUGGAUGGGUCGUUACUGGUUCUUACGAAGAGGACGACGGAGGUGGUGCACUAUGCGCUAACUUUGCUGUGGUUGACAGUUUGGAGGUCUGCCUCAAACGCUUUUUCCACCAGGAGGAGUUAACUGAACCAGAGACGGUUACAACUGAGGAAGAACGCUUCGAAGAACACUUCCAACGAACCUAUCGUCGCAACGAAGAUGGACGAUUUGUAGUUCAACUGCCAUUUUGUGAAUCAGUGAGCCAUUUAGAAGGCUCCAGAUCUCUACCAUCGAAACGAAACCUCAUUAUGGAGAAAAACCUUUUGCAGAAUCCCGACCUGAGGGAAUAUCAAACACUGGGCCACUGCCGUGAAGUAAAAGAGGAUGACGAUCCACCUGGUCUCCAAGCAUAUAUCUUAUCGCAUCACUGUAUCUUGAAGCCAUCCAGCUGCAGUACGAAUCUCCGUGUUGUGUUUGACGGGACAGCCAAGGCUACAGCAUUUUCCCUGAACGAUUCGUACAUGGAUGACAGGUUGUCUGGUUCAGAGACGGUGGAUUCGACCAAGAAGUUAAGCCGUCACCAAGAGACACUGAUGUUGAAAGGAGGAUUCCCCAUACGGAAGUGGUGUUCGAACUCCGAAGAUGUGCUUGAAGGAAUUCCAGACGCUGACCGAGAGAUCUUGGUGCCAAUUCAAGACUCCUGUGCCAAUGAAGUUAUCAAAGCCUUAGGACUCCUGUGGGACCCGAAAAGAGACUUGUUUCUGUUCCACAAGUCUCCUGAACAAACGAAGGAUGAUUCCCAGCCAACAAAACGAAAGGUGCUAUCCCAAACAGCAAGGUUGUUUGACUUAUCGGGCCUUGUGUCACCGGUAAGCGUAGAAGCGAAGAUGAUCAUGCAGUCGCUGUGGGCCGCUAACAUUGGUUGGGAUGAUCCGGUGAAGAGCGACUUGCUGCAUCGAUGGGAGGAGUUCCAAAAGUGGUUAACUCAGCUUGGCAAGCUCGAGGUUCCAAGAUGUGUCGUAGCUCCCGAGACCAAAACAAUGGAGAUACAUGGAUUCGCUGAUGCCUCGAAACAUGCGUAUGGUGCUUGUGUUUAUCUCCGCAGCAUUGCACACUGUAAAUCGAAAGUAGCACUGUUCGAAGAAGGCACUGUUCCAAAAUUAGAACUGUGGGCUGUUCAACUAUUGGUUAAAUUGGCGAAAAAGGUCAUCCUAACGCUGAAGCUAAAAAUUGAGGUUGUCAAGCUAUGGUCCUAUAGCCAAAUGGUGUUGGCUUGGUUGAAGAAUGCCUUGGAACGUCUAGAAGUGUGUUUUCGAAAUCGAGUGGCUGAAAUCGUUCUACUUGCCGAUGAUUACCAAUCGGGCUACAUUAACACAGCACACAAUCCGGCGGAUAUCAUGUCCCGAGGCGUUCCUUCCUUCCAAGAUGGCAAGAGCUCGCCAUCCACCCAGGCGCGGAUCUAG
Molecule: messenger RNA, 3084 nt
Organism: Uranotaenia lowii
Lineage: Eukaryota; Metazoa; Arthropoda; Insecta; Diptera; Culicidae
Exons: 2
Coding region: 1-3084 (1027 amino acids)
Biological process (GO): proteolysis
Molecular function (GO): aspartic-type endopeptidase activity; nucleic acid binding; zinc ion binding
Source: RefSeq, a predicted model, not a curated record